AUGGCCGCAAGAUUUGGGGUACGUGGUCCGCACGCGACCGCACAGCUGCGUUCUCCGCAUGUCUUCAUCUCAACUCGAUCCAUCCCGUUCUAUGCCUUCGAUCCUUCCAUUGAUCAGCUCUGUCAGAUCUGCGGUGCACGUCGCCUUUACAGUCAACUGCUCUGGCGGGACACAGAGAGCUACCUCUGCCGUGCAAGAACCGCGACUCUCGAGUCACUGCUAUCAAUUGCCCGCGGCCAUCCCCUUGCCCUCGUGCGACGACAGGCCUUCGUAGGAUUGGCCGGAGCCCUUCUGGUUGACCCCUCGCUGAUUGCCUCACGCUGCAUCGCGGAGGCUGUUGCCAGCGGUCUGCAGGAUGAAGCGGCCUUGUCCCGGCUCGCCAGCGUGGACCUGGUUUUGCGGCUCAGCGCGGGCCACGGCAACAAGGACCAUGGCGAGGUGGUUUCGCAACGGCUGGCGGAGCUGCGGGGCGCUGUGGCCGGGCGCCUGUCCGACCCCUCACCCCUCGUGCGCCGCGCAGCCUACCGUGCAGCGUGCCAGUGGCUUGAGGAGGGCGUCGGGAACCGGAGCCACUGCCUCCAGGAGGCUGGAAACCUGCUGCAGCGGCUCCGAUCCGAAUCGCCACCCAUCCGAGCGCACGCCCUGGGCGUGAUAGCGCGGGUAAUCUUCGAUGGGCUGAGUCAAACCGGCAAGGGCCGGCUGGAGAAUCUCCAGGCUCUGCUCGAAGGUGGAGCUGCUGGAAGCAGCGUGCGCGAUGUCAUCGCUGCGCAGUGCAGGGCCAUGGACAUGCAAAAGGAUGUCGAGGAUGCCACGGCGGCAGCGACCUCCGCGAUGGCCGAGAUAGUCAGAUGCACCGUGGCGGCGCUACCCGAGAGGGCCGAGCAGAUUGAGACGCAUCACUUGCACCGUUUGACUCUCUUGGAGCAGAUUGGGCUGGAACGUCCGGCUGCGUUCCAGUCCAGCUUGGGGCAUUUGCAGAAAUGGCUUGAUGUGGGCCACAAUCAGAACCAGGAACCACUCACAGAACGUUCCAAGCCUUUGCUGGAGCUUCCAAUCUCUGCCUGUAACAUACUCGCGCAAGUCCUGCCUCAUUGGGCCGAGCACGCCUCCAGCAUCUCCAAGCAGAGUCAGGUGCGCAAGCUGACGUCUCAAUUGGCAGCCUUGAUGGAUGACACCACGGUGCCGUCGGGCGACUUAGGCCUCCUGGCUCGGGCAGUGGUGCGAUGCCUCGCGGUGCUGGUUCCCUUAUGGCCCUCGGCGGGGCAGCUGCUGGUAGGCCACUUUGGUCGCAGCAUCCGUAUCCUAGCAGAGGUGGUGCAGCAAUGCAGGCCGGUUCAGCAUGGAAGGUUCUGCCGGCACGCGUGGAUUGUGGGGUCCAUUGUGGAGUUUUUGGACCACGGCGAGCUCUCCAAGGAAGCUGGCGGCCAUGUGUUGGAGAGCGCGGUGCUGCUCCUUAGUGACUGCUGUCUGCGUGGACCUUUGGCAGCACAACCUGCCAUCGUGCCAGCGCUGGGCUUCGCACUCCGUGGUUGUCCAUCCCUCCUCCGCGACCGGAAGGCUGGGAGUGAGGAGAGCCCGGGGCCUCUGGACGUACUCCGACAGGGCUUGCAGGCCUCCGAGACCCACUUUGCCACAAGCCUCCGGGCCAGAACCGUUGAAACCUUUGCAGGACUGGCAGCUUUCUUCCAGGAGGUGGCACAGGUGAACAGUCCCAGCCGACAUGACGUGGACAAUGGCUCUGAGGCCAGCAUGGCGGCACAAAGCCUCGCAGCUUUACAGUGGGAGGUGAUGCUUCUUCACUCCGCGCCUGAGAGCCUCGCCACUCUCCAGCAAGCCCUGCGCGGCCUCCACUCGCUGUGCGACUUGGGGGUUCUUCACCCCGCUUCAUUGCCGUGCCUCAUCGCAGCUAGCCUGGCUGGCAAUCCCUUGGCUGCGCCGCACACACGUAGCUUGCUGCUGCGUGUGGUGGAGGCUGCACCUCCACUGCUGGUGCAUAAGUGCAGCGCAGGCAUGAAGAUGGCCGCAGAACACCUCGCCAUGCAGCUUGGCACCGAGGCAAGCGUGCAGGGCGACUCGUGGCGAUUUGCACCACUUUGUGAAGCUUACUCUGAGUUCUUGUCAGAUAGUAAGCAGAUGCGAGAUCAAUUUAUCACCUCCUUCAUGAACGAAACCAUCAGCAUCGGCAACGAUGAUGCAAGCGAUGCAUCGCAGGUGUUGCUACGAAUUCAACUAGCUACCGGUUUGCUCAUGCGCUUGCCGCUCUCUCGCGAAGCAGAACUGGCCCAGAUCUUCGAGUGCACGAUCCAGUUUUUGAUGUUGAAGGUCAUGCCCUUUCUUGCGGAAGCAGCAGAUGCGGCGGAUGCGACGGAUGCGGGCGAACCCGGAGAAGGUCUCAAGAGCCCAAGGCCCUCAUCGCCCUCGUUUGCUUUGGUGGCCGUGGCCACAGUUUUGCACAAGCUGUCCAUACAUUGGCUCGGCCUGGUGGGCUCCGAGUUUGCCAGGCACAUGCAGGCCUUUGCCGCUUCUCCGAACGCUGGUCGUCCCAGUGCCACGCUGGACCUUCCGCUUCCUCGCGGUUUCGCUCGCAACGAGCUGCCGGACUUCUCCACGACCUUCCAGCACCUCAGGAGCGGGGACAACCCUGCAAAGUUGCUGUUGCAGAUCCCGGCCGACUCGCCGUUGCUUGCCGGGCAGGCUGUGGCACAGACGGCGCGCCGCUCUCAGAAGGUGUAG
Molecule: messenger RNA, 2733 nt
Organism: Symbiodinium natans
Lineage: Eukaryota; Dinophyceae; Suessiales; Symbiodiniaceae
Source: the annotation of a GenBank genome assembly